Messenger RNA from Cucurbita moschata (crookneck pumpkin), 2331 nucleotides. RefSeq names its product cucumisin-like. Gene Ontology annotation, biological process: proteolysis. Bases 16 to 2217 code for a protein of 733 amino acids. NCBI's taxonomy places the organism in Eukaryota, Viridiplantae, Streptophyta, Magnoliopsida, Cucurbitales, Cucurbitaceae. The transcript has 9 exons. The record is from RefSeq and is a predicted model, not a curated record. Gene Ontology annotation, molecular function: serine-type endopeptidase activity.
AGAAAAGGCAGUGAUAUGAGUUCUCCUCUGAUCCUUAAUCUCCUCUUCCUUGCCUUGUUCUGCAGUGUGCUGGCAUCCACCUCCCAUUCCCACGAUGAUGAUAGGAAGAUAUAUAUUGUGUACAUGGGGAGCAAGCUACAGGACCCUUCUUCCGCUCAUUUGCAUCACCGAGCAAUGUUGGAACAAGUGGUUGGCAGCACUUUUGAUCCACAAUCUGUGUUAUACACCUACAAUAGAAGUUUCAACGGAUUCGUGGUGACACUCACUGAAGAAGAAGCUCAAGAGAUUGCUAGCAAGGAGGGUGUGGUCUCUGUGUUCCUCAAUCAAAACAACCAUCUCCACACGACAAGAUCGUGGGAUUUUAUGGGGUUUCCACAAAAUGUUGAUCGCGUACCACAACUGGAAAGCAACAUAGUUGUUGGAGUUUUGGACUCCGGAAUCUGGCCAGAGUCUCCCAGUUUCAACGAUGAUGGUUUUGGUUCUCCACCAUCCAAGUGGAGGGGCAGAUGCCAAGUCUCCAAUUUCAGCUGCAAUAGAAAAAUCAUCGGAGCUCGAGCAUACCACAUUGGGAAGUCCAUUGCCCCUGACGAAGUUAACAGUCCAAGAGAUACCAACGGCCAUGGGACCCACACAGCGUCCAUAGUGGCUGGCGGUCUGGUGAGCCAGGCAAGUUUGUAUAAUCUCGGCCUCGGCACGGCCAGAGGAGGGGCUCCCUCUGCGCGGAUUGCGGUGUAUAAAAUAUGUUGGAAACAUGGGUGCUCCGACGCCGACAUUCUUGCGGCAUUCGACGAUGCAAUUGCUGAUGGGGUCGAUUUCAUUUCCCUUUCCGUUGGCUCCAGUAAACCGCGCCCUUAUUUCAGCGAUCCCAUUGCUAUUGGAUCUUUCCAUGCAAUGAAGAAAGGAAUAUUGACCUCCAAUUCCGCCGGAAACGAAGGUCCCAAGGACUCCACCACCACAAGCUUGUCUCCAUGGCUUCUUUCUGUCGCUGCAACCACCAUGGACCGAAAAUUUGUCACUCGAGUAAGGCUUGGCGAUGGAAGAUUCUUCCAGGGAGUUUCAAUCAACACGUUCAACACUAUGGUUUAUCAAUAUCCCUUAGUUUAUGGUGGUGACGUACCCAACCGAGGUUUCAAACGCUCUAUCUCUAGAUACUGUCGGAAAAAUUCAGUGAAUCCGGAGAAGGUGAGGGGGAAAGUACUUCUUUGUGAAGCUAUAGUUCCUCCUUCUCUAUUCUCUUCGUUGGGUGCCAUAAAUGGCGUCAUAAUGCAAUCUGGUACAAGGGAUAAUGCAGGUUCCUAUCCCCUGCCUGCUGCCCUCGUCAGCCGACAAGAUGUCAUUACCAUUUUUCGCUUCACUCGUGAAACACUCACUCCGUAUGCCAUGUUUUUCAAGAGUAACGCUACACAAGAUCCAUCUGCUCCUGUUAUUGCUUCCUUCUCAUCUCGGGGACCUAAUUCUCUAGCCAACCACAUUCUCAAGCCAGAUUUGAGUGGUCCAGGAGUUGAAAUUCUAGGAGCAUGGCCUCCCGUUGCGCCAAUAGCUGAAGUUAAAGACUCCAGGAGUUCGCUUUACAAUAUAAUCUCAGGGACCUCCAUGUCUUGCUCACAUAUCACUGGAGUCGCAGUGUAUGUUAAAACAUUCAAUCCAACCUUGUCUCCCGCUGCUAUAAAAUCAGCACUCAUGACAACCGCUUCGCCCAUGAAUGCUAGCCUCCACUCACAGGCGGAGUUUGCGUAUGGCGCAGGCCAUGUCAACCCACUGAAGGCUGUAAAUCCAGGGUUGGUGUACGAUGCAGAUGAAAAUGAGUAUGUGAAAUUCUUGUGUGGUCAAGGUUACGACACGGCCAUGGUUCGACGUAUCACUGGCGAUAAUAGUGCUUGCACUUCUGGAAACAUUGGAAGAGUAUGGGAUCUAAACCUUCCUUCUUUUGCACUUUCGGUAGCGGCCGGUUCGAAAGCCCUCAAUCAGUACUUCACUAGAACUCUCACAAAUGUGGCAUCCAGUGGAUCCACAUAUAGAGCUACCAUUUCUGCCCCAAAAGGCCUUCGCAUCACAGUGAAUCCCUGUGUUCUAUCAUUUAAUCGCAUUGGGGAAAGGAAAUCCUUCAAUUUGACAGUUGGUGGAACAGUGAGUCGUAGGUUAGUCUCUGCUUGUUUGGUGUGGAGUGAUGGUGUUCAUUCCGUCCGAAGCCCUAUUACAAUCUCCACUUCCCGUUGAGGUCUAGUUAAGGUGGUGAGGGCCUAUGAAGUAAGGUAAUGGUGUGUUCUAUCCCAAUACCAAAUAUGAAUAAAUGAUGUUCUCUUCCUACACUCAACUACCAAGACUACUACU